This is a messenger RNA of Chironomus riparius, 4371 nucleotides long. Lineage: Eukaryota; Metazoa; Arthropoda; Insecta; Diptera; Chironomidae. The record is from the annotation of a GenBank genome assembly.
AUUUUCUCAAAUAUCUCUAGAUAGCUUUUUUUUAUUAAGAUUUUCAUAAAAUCUAUUGAUUUGGGAUUAAUUAAACUGUUUGUACAUAAUCAGCAACAUUCGGACAUUAAGUGACAAGUAUUUGUGCCGGAUUCCGAAGUGAUUUUCUAUUGAAAACCAUUAGUGCCACGUCAAAAGUGAAAUUUUUCUUGAUAAACAUUGUUUAAAGUUUAAAAUUGACCAAAAUAAAGAAACAAGCAAAGGCACGAAGGAAAAAUGAAUCAACACGGCAAGAAUAAAAAUCCACUAUUAUCAUGUGCAUUAACCGGUGGUUUUGAGGAUUUAAGCACUGGAAUCGUUUUAGCAACAGCUGAGAAACCAGUUUUUACUAUCGGAAAUGCGCCAGUAAUAAGUGAUAUGGAUAAUUUCAGUGAAGUGAGUUUAGAUCGUGAUGGGAAUUCAUCAGAAGUUGGACAAUCAGAUCUACAAACAGAUUUGGUUAAUCCAUUCUAUCCAAGUCCAUUAUCUGAUCUUGAUUCGUAUAACAAUUUGCAAACACUUCACGAUCCACCAACACUCGAUAUUAAUAGUAACACUCAACAGCCGAUUAAUGAUGCCACCAUAAAUCCAAUUUCCGCUUUCGGAACUGCUGCUUCGACAGUCUUCUCUACGUUCUCAAAUAUUAUUAAAGGAUCAACGUCUCAGGCGAGAAUUGAAGAUCAACAAUAUCAGCCACAACAAAUUCAGGAACAAUCUUCUUUUAUAAGUGGCAGUGAAACAUAUCAAGAUAAUCAAAUGAUUCUACCAAAUCCUUAUGUUUCUUAUAAUACCCAACAAGAUACAAUUAGUGCACCAAUGCCUUCUUUUUAUACGCCUGGCGAUGAAAUGCUUUUUAAUAAACGUCCACAAACGGAAGCUCCAAGUAAUACAUUUCGAUUAGGAGGACAUAAAAAGAAAGCUUAUGCACACAUUCCAGGAUUAAGUUCAAGUUCUCAUUCACAAAAUGUCCCACAAAAUUUUAAUCUUAAUCCUGUCAUGCCUCCUUUACCGCCACAAACAGUAACGCAUGUUGAUUCUAUGCCAAAUUUUCAACCGCCACCUCCUUUGUCUCAACAAAGUUACUUUGAUAAUAAUACAAAUGUCCAACAGCAGCCAGCAGCACAAACAUCAAAUUUGGAAAAGUCAACAAAUAAGUUUUCAUUCAGUUCAUUACUUGAUAAAAUUCCAGUUCCAUUAAGUCUAUUUGGAAGUUCAGAAUCAAGCAGUAAUGAGACAAACUAUAAUAAUUAUCAAAAUCAACCACAAAACUAUUUUAAUGAACCGCAAAUCAUUAAUUCAGCUCCACAUCAAGCACCAGUAAUGAGCAACUAUUUCAAUCCACAACAGAAUUUCGAGCCGGAAAACUUAACAAUAACUACUGAUUCAAUAAAUAUUCAAAAAUCUGACGUGACACAAAUAAAAGAGAAUAUUCCACAAACAGUAAAUUUCUUUAAUCCACAACAAUUCAAUACGACUCCAUUUUCGAAAGUUCAACAACCUUUAAUGCAAAAACAACAACAAGGAGGAAAUGAGUCGACUGAAAGUCAAACGAAAAAUGACGAUAAUAAUUCAUUACUUGCACCGAUGAUGACGAUGACUUCAUCACAGGAUCAAUUUAUGCCUCAAUCAUAUUCCACUCCACCGCCUGUAAAGACACAAAGUAAUGAUAAUAAUAAUUAUCAACAAGUUGAGACACAAAAAGCUGACUUGUCAGCACCUCCGAUAUUUUUUAAUCCAGUCCAAGCAUCAGAAAUGUUCAAGUCACGUCAAAAUGAUGAUGGAAAGCCUAAAAAUCCAUAUAGUAACACUCGUAUGCGUGGCGUUGGACUUUAUAAGGUACGUACAUCAUCCACAUCUGAUUCAUCAAGUGCGCAACAAAUGUUUAUUACACCAACGGCGCCUUCUCCUUCACCCCAAUUGUUUACACCAUCUUCACAAAGCUUUAGUGAUGCUGUAGAUCAUGCAAAAGACUCAUCUCGACCGCCAUCGAUUCCAUUAAGUAGUUCUUCAAACAAUACAACGCCAAGAGCCACUCCAAUACAGAGCUUUGAGCCUCAAGUGAUGAAUUUCAAUAUUCCACAACAAGUAGCAGUUCCUCAGGCACAAUCAACAUCAAAUUUACAUCCAGUACAGAAUUUUGGGCCUCAGGUGAUGAAUUUCAAUACUUUGCAGACUUUGCAGCAACAAUUGACACCAGAUUUACAUCAAAUUCACAACAUUGAGCCUCAAAAUGUAGACUUUAAUGCUUCACAUCAACAAUUAACAUCAGAUUUACAUCCAGUACAGAAAAAGUCAGACUUGAAUGUUCCAGAGAGUGAAAACGAAGCGAUUUCGUUUGAGACAAAACACGAACAAAAGGUACAGCAUGAACCGAGUAAUGUUUCAAAUGUCUCAAAUUUCUUUGAAUAUGACAAUAGCAAGGUCAAUGAACAAGUCUCGGCAUUAAACUUUUUCCAAGUCAAUACGGAAGUUAAUUCUCAACCAGUUGUAGAUAGUUUUGUUGGCCAGAAGCAAGAUAAAUUAGCAUCGCAUAACGAUUCUUUGAAUGCUAUAAACUUCUUUAAAAUGGAUACGACAGUAACACCAGUGCUGAAUAAAAGCAACGAAAUGCAACAAUGUAUUGAGAAUGAGAAUGACGAUGAGGAGGAUGUAAACAAGAAAGAAGACAUUCAGGAGGAUUUUAAUUCUCCAAUCACGAGUUCAACGAUGCAAGGCAGUGAUUUAGCGAAUGAUAUAACUGACAAAAUGGAGAGUUUGAGUGCAUGUAGUCGUAGCACAUUAAGUUUAUUCGCUACAUCUGAACUAGAUUCAACAAUGGGUCAAAAAUUAAUGUCAUCAGCGCCUGUUGAAUCUCUCAUUCCGAAAUAUCUUGAGCAGCAGCCUCAAAUGGGUGCUAAUUUAAAGCAAUCGGAAUCGCUAGUUAACGGAAAUCAUCAUAGUGAGAAAUACCGUCCAAUUUAUUGUCACUGGUUUUAUCAAAAUCUUUAUUGGCAUCCAUUCUCGAUGACUGACUCAAUGGCAAUUGAUCAAGCGAUUUUGAAUGGCGAUGAGUUUGUCUAUACGAGUGGUGGACGAUAUGAAGUCAAUAUAAAAGAUCGUAGACGAUCGUCAAUUUAUUGGAUGAGUGGAUCAAAUGUGAUUAGGAAGUGUUCAUGGUUUUUUAUGGACGAGAAAAAUGGAAAUCAAAAUUUAAUUCCUUAUGAUGAGCAUACUGGAGAGUUUUUAGAGAAGGAAUAUGAAAAGGCAAUGACAAGUUUAACUUGGAAUCAUAAAAUUCAUUUGCCAAAUUCGCAUGAUGUGAUUGUCAUGAAAGAUCCAAAUAAUAUUGAACUUCAUAAAUUGGAACAAAUUUUGGUGGUUAAACGUGGCAUCGACGAAUUCGAUAUUGAUGACGGCGAAGAAGGAAUUGCCGAUCACUUAAUUAUAUGUGUUAGUGGAUUUGGCGAUAAAAUUGAUGAGAAUGCUGACGAAGUCAGAACAAAAUGUUUGGAAACAAUACAACAAUAUUAUUCAGAGGCGUUUGAUUGUGGCCAAAUUAAGCGAAUAGAAGUCCUUCCGAUAAUUUUAAAUUCAAUUGAUGUGCUGAAAAUGUUCGAAAUCAAUAAUAAUAUUUUAAAUGCAUUGCCAUUUAAGAGUCCAUCGAGGGAAAUAAAUGAGCAUGUUAUGCGAGCUAUGCUUUAUUCAAAUGAGAAUUUUUAUCAGAAAAUAAUGAAUCAUUUGGCAUUUAGUUUAAAUGAAAUCGUAUCAAAAUUCAAUCAACGAAAUUCGGACUUUAAUGGCGAAAUAUCAGUAAUGAGUUCAUCGUAUGAGGCGCUAUUCUUAUUUGACAUGCUUGCCAAUGACAAUGCAUCAGAAUUUUGGCAGUUAAAUUUCGAUAUAUCAAAAUUCUUUGCAUGUGGAAUGCCAUCAAGUUUAUUAAUGAUUAGAAAUGCAGACAGAUUAAAGCACGGCUUUGAAUUGACGAGAUGUAAGAAAUUAUUCAACUUUAUUCAUCCAGCUGACGAUAUUUCACAAAGAAUUGAGCCAUUACUUAUACCAGAAUAUUCAAAAUUGCCACCUGAGUCUGCCGAGAAUUUAACAGCACAAGAAAGAAUUGACUUUAUAUUGCCGGAGGACUCAGCCUUAGAGAAAUUCAAUAGCUCAAACUAUUUCUCAUCAGAAAUUUUAAUUAGACGAAUAACAAAUGAAAUUUAUGGUGCAAAUCACAUUCAAAUGGACUCUGGUAGUUUAUAAACGGAUUAUAAUGAAUUUAAGUAGUUGCGGACUAAUAAUAUUAAAAAGUUAUUUUAUAUGUGUUAUCAAAAAAGUGUUUUCUUUUUGUUCUGUUUUGUAAUUUGAAUGAAAGUUAAAUAA